Molecule: messenger RNA, 1077 nt
Organism: Aspergillus aculeatus ATCC 16872
Lineage: Eukaryota; Fungi; Ascomycota; Eurotiomycetes; Eurotiales; Aspergillaceae
Product: NAD(P)-dependent alcohol dehydrogenase
Exons: 3
Coding region: 1-1077 (358 amino acids)
Biological process (GO): D-sorbitol catabolic process
Molecular function (GO): L-iditol 2-dehydrogenase (NAD+) activity; zinc ion binding
Source: RefSeq, a predicted model, not a curated record
AUGUCUGCCCAGAGUGCCACUGCCCAGAACCUCUCAUUCGUAUUGGAAGGCAUCCAUCGGGUCAAAUUUGAAGAUCGUCCGGUCCCGGAAUUGAAAGGACCUCAUGAUGUCCUUGUGAAUGUCAAGUUCACGGGUAUAUGCGGGAGCGAUGUUCACUACUGGGAGCAUGGUUCCAUUGGCCAAUUCGUCGUCAAGGACCCUAUGGUACUGGGCCAUGAAUCAUCAGGCAUUGUUAGCAGGGUCGGUUCGUCGGUCACGGGGUUGAAGGUGGGAGAUCGAGUGGCACUCGAACCCGGCGUCCCUUGCCGUCGCUGUGAACCGUGCAAGUCUGGGAAAUAUAACCUGUGUGAGAAAAUGGCAUUUGCCGCUACCCCCCCAUACGACGGCACUCUCGCCAGUUACUACAUUCUGCCCGAGGACUUCUGCCACAAAGUCCCCGACAGUAUUACCCUACAAGAGGCUGCACUCAUGGAGCCCCUUGGUGUCGCGGUGCACAUCGUCAAGCAGGCAGAUGUUAAACCUGGCCAAUCGGUGGUUGUAUUUGGCGCUGGGCCAGUGGGACUCCUAUGCUGCGCUGUAGCGAAGGCGUACGGUGCGUCCAAGGUUAUUGCCGUGGAUAUCCAAGAGCCGAGACUCAAAUUUGCCGCAAGCUACGCAGCAACUUCAACAUAUGAGCCGUUCAAAGCCAGCCCCUUGGACAACGCGAAGAGAAUCAUCGAGGAAAAUGACCUAGGCUCGGGUGCAGAUGUAGCAAUCGAUGCAUCCGGAGCAGAGCCAUCUGUGCACACUGGAAUACACGUCGUCCGCGCUGGCGGAACGUACGUACAAGGCGGCAUGGGAAGGAGUGAGAUCACCUUUCCGAUCAUGGCUGCAUGCACCAAGGAAUUGAAUGUGAAGGGCAGUUUCCGUUAUGGUAGUGGUGAUUAUAAGCUUGCAGUAUCGCUUGUUGCCUCGGGCAAAGUGAAUGUCAAAGAUUUGAUCACUGCUACUGUCAAGUUUGAAGAUGCCGAACGGGCAUUUCAAGAGGUCAAGGCUGGAAAGGGUAUUAAGACACUUAUCGCUGGCAUAGAGUCCUAG